AUGGCAGCCUCCACAAAAUCAUUCCAUGUUCGUUCCACUAGUUUUCCAUCAAACUCCCACCCAAGCUUGGCCGGAGUCCAAGAGUGCCUCAAUUUGGUUAAGGCUUGGGAAGCCUGCCCAUCAAGGAAGGCACAAUCAGCCGCUGGAAUUGGCCGCCUCAAAGACCUGUACACUUCCAUCAGUGCUUUCCUCCAACUCCCUCUCACUCAACAAGCUCUUUGUGGCAAAGAGUGCAUGGUGAGAGAGUUGAUGGAUGACUUCCUCUGCUUGAUGGAUGCCUGCGGGAUGGUGAAGGAGUCUCUGCAGCACAUCAGGGAGCAACACCAGUCUCUCCAUUCCAUUCUUCGUAGAUCGGAUUCUGGCCUGGAAACUGCAAUCAGUGCCUACCAGUGCAGCAGGAAGAGGAUGAAAAAGGACAUGGUCAAGUGCCAAAGGUUGUUGACAAGUGUGGAGAAACAUGUGUCUUCAUCUAAAGACAACAAUGACAUGGUUGAUCACGUCUUCAUUGAAGUGAGGGCUGUUACAGUCGCAACCAUUAGCCUUCUUAGUUCGAUCCUCUCUGGCUCUAAAACAACACAGUCCAUCUUCUCAAGAUUAUUGAGUUCCAAGAACCGUGGUGCUAGUGAAAUAGAGAAGGCAGAUGUGGCUAUAUUUAGACUCUAUGGCCGUUCGUCCAAUAGGGAGACGGAGUUACAGUUGGAGGACGUCAUUAGAUGUAUGAUCCAAGCCAAAGUCUCUCUCCUCAACAUUGUUACCGAGUGUUGA
Messenger RNA from Nymphaea colorata (pocket water lily), 765 nucleotides. RefSeq lists its product as uncharacterized. Lineage: Eukaryota; Viridiplantae; Streptophyta; Magnoliopsida; Nymphaeales; Nymphaeaceae. Gene Ontology annotation, biological process: shoot system development; root development. The record is from RefSeq and is a predicted model, not a curated record. The coding region runs from base 1 to 765 and encodes 254 amino acids. The transcript is spliced from 2 exons.